CAAAACGCAGGGCCAAAUGUCACGUCUUUUCUCACUCCUGUCAAGUGUGUUUUUCCUGCCGGCGCGGUCUCUCCAUAGUAACCGUGAAGUGGGCGAGCAACUAGAAAAAGGCCUGGACAGAGUAGCUGAAUGAUAAGGAAUCAUAUGAACAUUUUAGACUGAAGAUUGGCUCCAUUCUGAGCAACUCAGUCUGAGAAAAAUGGAUGGUUGUAGCGGAAGUAACGAUGUGCAGGCAGAGCUGGACUCAGUGGAGACAGAGCUGGAGUUGGUGGAGCUGCAGAUCACAGAGCUCCUGCAGAAGCAGGCUGAACUGACAUCCCGCAAGAAUGCACUGCUGUGUCACCUGGAGGAGGCCUGUGACGCUGCACGGCCAUCUGCAUCAUCCUCUUCAUCCUCUUCUUCAAAAGCAUCUGGAGAUGUUCCUGUGAUGAGCAAGCAGGAGAUGCAGCGCUAUGAUGGAGCAGAUUUUCCGUGGUCUGGAGAUGUGAAGCAGCAUCUGAAGGAUUCCUUCCAGCUCUCCAAGUUCAGGCCACUGCAGCUGAGGGCCAUCAACCUGACGCUGGCAGGCAGAGAUCUGUUCCUGGUGAUGCCCACAGGCCGAGGAAAAAGUCUCUGCUACCAGCUGCCUGCUGUCUGCUCCAAGGGUUUCACACUCGUUGUCACUCCCUUGCUGUCCCUGAUGGAGGAUCAGGUCAUGUACCUGAAGUCCAUUGAUGUAUCAGCAGUCAUGCUGAAUGCUUCCAGUAGUAAGGAACAUGCUAAGACAGUCAUGGCUGGAUUGACGGAUCCAAAGGCCUCCUUCAAGCUAUUGUACGUGACUCCAGAGAAAGUCGCCAAGAGCAAGCUGCUGAUGUCUCGUCUGGAGAAAGCCUACAACGCAAACCUGCUGAGUCGUAUCGCUGUGGAUGAGGUGCACUGCUGCAGCCAGUGGGGGCAUGACUUCAGACCAGAUUAUAAGCUGUUGGGCAUCCUGAAAAGGCAGUUCCCCAAGGUCCCGCUGCUUGGACUCACAGCCACGGCAACCAGCAGUGUCCUCAAGGACUGUGAGAAGAUCCUGUGUGUGCCACAGCCAAUCACACUCACCGCCUCCUUCAACCGAACCAAUCUCUACUACGAGGUUCAUAUUAAAGAUUCUGACAGUGACGCAACAAUAAAUGACAUUGCCUCCAUGAUUAAAAACAGAUACAAGGACCAGUCAGGAAUCGUGUAUGUGUUCUCUCAGAAGGAUGCAGAGUCAGUGGCGUCUGAACUCCAGAAGAGAGACAUCCUGGCCCAUCCGUACCACGCACACAUGGAGCCUGACGACAAGUCCCGUGUUCACCGCAAAUGGACCACUGGUAAAAUCCAGGUGGUGGUAGCAACCGUGGCGUUUGGAAUGGGCAUCGACAAGCCUGACGUCAGGUUUGUCAUCCAUCACACCAUGAGCAAGUCCAUCGAGAACUACUACCAAGAGAGUGGACGGGCAGGCCGAGACGACCGCCCUGCAGACUGCAUCGUCUACUACGGCUUCUCUGACAUCUUCAGGAUCAGCACCAUGGUGGUGAUGGAGAACGUUGGCCAACAGAAGCUGCUGCAAAUGGUUGACUACUGCCAGAAUGUUGACAGGUGUCGGCGCUCCCUCAUGGCUGUUCAUUUUGAUGAGGUGUGGGACGAUGAAGGAUGCAACAAGAUGUGUGAUAUUUGCCGCCAUAGGAAAGACUUCACCACCAUGGACAUUACCCAGCAAGCCAGGCAGGUGGUGCAGAUCGUUGAGGUGGCUGCAUCCAUGGAUGAGAAAUUGACCCCUCUGAAGCUGGUGGAGGCGUGGAUGGGGAAAGGCCCCGCCAAGCGCAGGAAGAUGAUUGAGACCACCACGCUGUCUCGUCUGCAGGCUGAAGCUGUGAUUGUCUACCUGCUGCUGAAGGGAUACCUCGGAGAGGAUUUCAGCUUCACUCCAUACACCACCUACUUCUACAUGAAGCUGGGCCGAAAAGCUCCUCUGCUGAAAAGCCAGACUCACACGCUCAGCAUGAAGAUGAGGACGACAGGGACCGGAUCUGCUACGGUAAAAGCUGCGAGUGGCCAGGGCAAAACCAAAGAGGGAAAGAGAUCAGUUCAAAGUGCUGGAGACGCCCCUGUGUCCAAGAAAGUCAAGAAAGACCGCCCCUAGUCCCCCCCACCCCACCCAGAAGACAAGCUGACAAAGAAACAUCUGCUGUCAAAGCCAAUGAGGAAGAGGUUGAUAUAACCUUUGACCCCAUUGUCAUGGACAACAGUUGUCCCCCAAAACCCAA
Molecule: messenger RNA, 2273 nt
Organism: Thunnus maccoyii (southern bluefin tuna)
Lineage: Eukaryota; Metazoa; Chordata; Actinopteri; Scombriformes; Scombridae
Gene: recql
Product: RecQ helicase-like
Exons: 16
Coding region: 200-2149 (649 amino acids)
Biological process (GO): double-strand break repair via homologous recombination
Cellular component (GO): cytoplasm; chromosome
Molecular function (GO): nucleic acid binding; 3'-5' DNA helicase activity; ATP binding
Source: RefSeq, a predicted model, not a curated record